AUGAGAACCUACGACGACACUUUCUCCGGCCAAAAGAUCUACCCUGGCAAGGUACGAUGACACUCCCAACUCAUCGCCAUGUGUCGCAAGAGGAGGACAUGAAAAAGGCGCGGGUCAUAGACACAUGAAGCACAUGCGGAUUGUGCUAUUGUCGUAAGAGAUGGGAUACAUGAGACGCCUUGGAGGAACGGAAGCGGUGCUCGAAAAGACCCGCUGGACACAUACGGCUUGAGACGACUUUGAUCGUAGGAGGAUGCCAAGCUGACUUGGGGAAAUGUACAGGGCAAGCUGUUCGUCCGUGGCGACAGCAAGAUCUUCCGCUUCCAAAAUGGCAAGACCGAGUCGCUGUUCCUUCAGCGCAAGAACCCACGCCGCAUCGCGUGGACUGUCCUCUGCCGUCGCCAGCGUAGAAAGGGUAUCACCGAGGUACGGAAACCCGCCCCAUCACACGCCUUCUUCUCUACGGAAUGAGCGAUGCUGAACAUUUGUACAGGAGCAAGCCGCCAAGCGCCGCCGUCGUCAGGUCAAGUCGCAACGCGCUAUCGUCGGUGCCUCGCUCGACGUGAUCAAGGAGCGCCGCUCUCAGCGCCCUGAGGCCCGCACUGCUGCCCGCAGCCAGGCUAUCAAGGAGGGCAAGGAGAAGCGCGCUGCAGCACAGAGCGCGAAGAAGGCUGAGAAGGCCAAGAGCGCUGCCAGCCAGGCCAAGGGCCAGACUACCGGCCGGUAUGAUCAGUCGGAUUCGUUCCCAAGUGAAUGAUGGAGCUAACGUAGUCUCAGUGUUGUCGGCAAGCAAGCCGCCAAGGGCUCUGCACCCAAGCCAAAGGCCACUUCCCGCUAA
This is a messenger RNA of Lecanosticta acicola, 838 nucleotides long. Lineage: Eukaryota; Fungi; Ascomycota; Dothideomycetes; Mycosphaerellales; Mycosphaerellaceae. The record is from the annotation of a GenBank genome assembly.